CCUUGUUUUUCUCUGUUCUGUUGUUUCCAGGUACAAAAGUUGUAUCCUUUGGUUUCCUUUUCACUGCAUUCUUCCUUAUUAUUUCACAGCAAAAACAAUCAAGACAUAAUAUAUAAACAAAAUGGGCCGUGAAGGAACCAGAGAGGCUGUCCGUGAAGGAACUAAGGCAGCUAUGAUCACUUGUGUUGUCAGUGCUGUGCCUACCUUGGCUGCUUGUCGUAUGGUACCCUGGGCCAAGGCAAACCUCAACUAUACUGCUCAGGCUCUCAUCAUCUCUAGUGCCUCUAUCGCUGCAUACUUCAUCACCGCUGACAAAACAAUCUUGGAAUCUGCAAGAAGAAAGGCUGAGGCUGAGUACAGGAAAUCAGCUUAAGGCGGAGAAUCCUGAUCUUUGUGUAUUUCAUGUUCUUUAUACAACUUGAGAAGCUUGUUUCGAUGUUACUUGCAGUAAUGAGAAGUUCUUCCGUUUUGUAUUCUGAUGCUUCCUUGCUGUGUACUGAAGAAAAUAGGCUGAAGGCAAAGAUUUUCAAUCACUUGUGUUUCUGAUGUCC
Messenger RNA from Daucus carota subsp. sativus, 551 nucleotides. Its product is annotated as early nodulin-93-like. The record is from RefSeq and is a predicted model, not a curated record. Bases 122 to 373 code for a protein of 83 amino acids. The transcript has 4 exons. Lineage: Eukaryota; Viridiplantae; Streptophyta; Magnoliopsida; Apiales; Apiaceae.